Colius striatus (speckled mousebird) is the source of this 5465-nucleotide messenger RNA. RefSeq names its product 1,4-alpha-glucan branching enzyme 1 (gene GBE1). Gene Ontology annotation, biological process: glycogen biosynthetic process. Gene Ontology annotation, cellular component: cytoplasm. The transcript is spliced from 16 exons. Lineage: Eukaryota; Metazoa; Chordata; Aves; Coliiformes; Coliidae. The record is from RefSeq and is a predicted model, not a curated record. The coding region runs from base 143 to 2212 and encodes 689 amino acids. Gene Ontology annotation, molecular function: 1,4-alpha-glucan branching enzyme activity; hydrolase activity, hydrolyzing O-glycosyl compounds; cation binding.
UCAGCCCUGGCGGGUUGCCCCAGCCGGUGGGCGGCGCCGGGCGGUGAGAGGCUAGGGAAUACCUCACCCACCCGUCCCGGCCCCCCUCCUCGGGGUCUAUAUAGGGGCAGCACGGCGCAGCACGAAUCCCGCGGCAGGCAAGAUGGCGGCCGCCGCCACCACGGAACCCUUGCAGCCACCGAAGCUGUCGCAACUGCUGGAGCGGGACCCCUACCUGGCCCCCUUCAAGACGGACUUCCAGCGCAGGUAUUCUCUGUUUUAUAACCGCUUGAAGAACAUUGAAGAAAAUGAAGGAGGCCUUGAUAAAUUUACAAAAAGUUACAAAACCUUUGGAAUAAACCAAUCUGUGGAUGGUGGAAUAUAUUGCAAAGAGUGGGCACCGGGAGCAGAAGCUGUGUUUCUCGCAGGUGACUUCAAUGGCUGGAAUCCAUUUUCUCAUCCAUAUAAGAAGCUGGAAUAUGGGAAGUGGGAGUUGUUCAUUCCACCUGGACAAGAUGGCCGCCCUCCUGUGCCCCAUGGUUCAAAGCUAAAGGUGGUGAUUCGUGCUCAAAAUGGUGAACUCCUGUAUCGUAUUUCACCUUGGGCAAGAUAUGUAAUUCGUGAUGAAGAUAAAGUGAAUUACGACUGGGUACACUGGAAUCCACCACAGUCAUAUAUACAUAAGCAUCCUUCUCCCAAGAGAUUAAAAAGCCUAAGAAUCUAUGAAUCUCACGUGGGAAUUGCUUCCCCAGAAGGGAAAGUAGCUUCUUAUAAAAACUUCACAUACAAUGUACUACCUAGAAUAAAGGAUCUUGGAUAUAACUGUGUCCAACUGAUGGCUAUUAUGGAGCAUGCAUACUAUGCUAGUUUUGGUUAUCAGGUCACAAGCUUCUUUGCAGCAUCAAGCCGAUAUGGAACACCAGAUGACCUGAAAGAAAUGAUUGACGUUGCUCACUCAAUGGGCAUCACUGUUCUGCUGGAUGUUGUGCACAGCCAUGCAUCAAAAAACUCUGAAGAUGGUCUCAAUAAAUUUGAUGGUACAGAUUCUUGUUUCUUCCAUUCUGGUCCUAAAGGAAAUCAUCAGCUUUGGGAUAGCAGGCUUUUUGACUAUGCAAACUGGGAAGUUUUGAGAUUCCUUCUGUCUAAUUUGAGAAUGUGGAUUGAAGACUAUCGCUUUGAUGGCUUCCGAUUUGAUGGUGUUACAUCUAUGUUGUAUCACCAUCAUGGGAUUGGCACAGGAUUCAGUGGAGAUUACAAUGAAUAUUUUGGCCUACAUGUGGAUGAAGAUGCUUUGUGUUAUCUAACACUGGCCAAUCACAUGAUUAAUUCCUUGCACCCAGAAUGCAUAACAAUAGCAGAGGAUGUUUCUGGAAUGCCAGCUCUUUGUCGUCCUGUUGCAGAGGGAGGUGGAGGUUUUGAUUAUCGCCUAGCCAUGGCUAUUCCAGACAAGUGGAUACAGAUCAUUAAGGAGCUGAAAGAUGAAGACUGGAAUAUGGGCAAUAUUGUUCAUACACUAACAAACAGACGGUAUGAAGAAAAAUACAUUGCAUAUGCAGAGAGUCACGAUCAGGCACUUGUUGGUGAUAAGACAUUGGCAUUUCGACUGAUGGAUGCAGAGAUGUAUACAAACAUGAGUGUGCUGUCGCCUCUUACUCCAAUUAUUGAUCGUGGGAUACAGCUUCAUAAAAUGAUUCGUCUCAUUACUCAUUCGCUUGGAGGAGAGAGCUAUCUGAACUUCAUGGGUAAUGAAUUUGGACAUCCAGAAUGGCUUGACUUCCCCAGAAAAGGGAAUAAUGAGAGCUACCACUAUGCCAGAAGACAGUUUAAUCUUACUGAGGAUCAUCUUCUUCGCUAUAGAUUCCUAAAUGCAUUUGAUAGAGAUAUGAAUAAACUGGAGGAAAGAUUUGGCUGGCUUGCAUCUCCCCAGGCCUAUGUGAGUGAAAAGCAUGAAUCCAAUAAGGUCAUAGCAUUUGAGAGAGCAGGUCUCAUUUUUAUUUUCAACUUCCAUCCAUAUCAGAGUUAUGUGGACUACAGAGUGGGUAUUGAAACUCCAGGAAAGUAUAAAAUUCUUCUGGAUUCUGAUGCUGAAGAAUAUGGAGGGCAUAAAAGGCUGGACCACAGUACAGAGUACUUCUCUGAAGGAUAUCCUCACAAUUACCGACCUAAUUCACUUAUGGUGUACAUUCCAAGCAGAGUGGCCAUUGUCCUUCAGAAUAUGGAUAUCCCAAAAUGAAGUCCUCUGUAACUCUCUACUGAAGAAGCAAGUCAUAGAAGUGCUGAUACACUGUACUAGUACUAAGUAUAACAGAACUUGCUCUAAGGAAGCUUUCUGAAACUAAGUGUAGUAAUAUUAGGUGUUUAAAAUGUAAGAUUAAUAUUGAGAUAUAAUUGCAGAGCUCUUGACUUGCUAGAAUAUCUUUUGAGGAAACUUUACAAAAGAGACAGAAUGGAAAACAUUGUAGUUCUAGUAGUGCAAAAUUACAUUAAAGAUACUGCAAAGCAGCAGGUAUUCUCAAUUAAAUUGUUUACAGAAUUUUAUCGGGAAUGACAAGAGUGAUCCUGCUCUGAAGCUUGUAAUUCUUGUAAUCCUCAUUUUGACAGUGAAUUCAAAUGUUUGUUAUAUAUUAACGCUUCUUACUGAAAGUAAGUAGUUUGCUUAAAUAAAACAGGAGUUUUUGGCUAAAAGGCAGCCUUAACGGUUUGUGGGACCUAAUUUGAGGCUCCUCUUCUUCAGUGAAGUCCAACAUGGAAUUAGAAGUCUUUAUCCAAGUGGAUGAGAAGGUCCUCUGAGAGUAUUUUACUUAGCUGGUUUUUAUUUAAUUAAAAUUGCUCAAAAAUGCUGAACAGAAAAAUGAACAGGCCAAUUGACUGGUGACUUGCUCAUGCUGUUGUGUGUGUUGCUUAUUUACUCCCAAUCAAACCACUUAGUCUGUGCAUCUCACUUGCUAAAGUUAAGAAAAAAGACACAAAUAUUUUAUUUAGAUGACUAAAAUGUUCAGUGAGAAGAGUGUUUUGUUCUUACUGUAAUAAUAUCAUACUAGAAGAGGUACUUAAAAGGUAAUUCCUCCCAAUGCAUUUAUUUCACUAUUGUCAGGACCUUGCAAUACAGAUUUCACAAUUUCCAGAAGCUGCCUUUCAGCCUGGAACAUGAUGAUGUUCUUGCACUUUUAUAACUUUUGAAACAUUGCUUCUCAUGAAGAAGCAGUCUCAAAACACAGUGAUCAAACUAAGAUGUUUUUCAGUAAAAUCAAGGUAGUCAAUUACUGGAGUGCUACUAAGAUUAUUCAAGUGAGUUCUUUCAUGAGCUACAACUUCUUUGUAAAGAGUAAGAUUUUGUAUAUUUGAAAAUGUAUUGGAGAGUAUUCUGGAAAAUUAAUACCAAAUUAACAGGACAUGCUUUUUGUUCCAUUUAUUUUAAAAUAUUUGAAUUGGUUCUGAAAUGAAUGUCUUUUGUACAAAUCAGAAUUUUCUAACUUUUAAAGUAGCCAAAGAGGAAGAUGUCUGUGACCAUUUCCAAGUCAUAAUUUUGCCCAGUUUCCUAUGUGAACCAUUGUGUCAAUUACUGAAAAGUUGUGCCAACACUCAAAAUCUAUUCACAGUUCUUGGAAUGCUUACUUGUGGCUUACUACUUAAGCAAAUUAAGGGAUAGAAUAAUGCAGCAUGAUGGAAAACAGUCUUUUGCACAGUUCGCACUGAAAGGAUUUUAUGAACAUCCCCAGACUGCUGUGUUCUGUGUGACAAAAGAAUUUUACAUUGUAGAUUAGUACCAUGAUACUGUUUAGGAUCAUGCUUCAUUGUCCUCUAUGCUGGUUUGGUGAUGGGCUAAUAAAAGCAUUCCUAUUACACUAGGACUUAAAGAAAAUACACUGAACUGUUUUAGCAACUGGAACUUUUUUUUCCAGAUUGUUUUCCUUGUAGUGAAAUAAUGAGCAACUUCUAAUACAUGUUAUAUCUACAUUCUAUUGAUCUAAUAUGUUUUAUAGGGUGGUUUUGGGUUUUUUUUUGAACUGGUACCAAUUCCAGGUUUCAAAAACAUAAUGCAAGGCAAAUGUCUGUGUCAAACAUUUUUUCAAGAGAAGGAAUAAAUGUAUGAUGUGAAGUAUAAACUGUAAAAUUAGAUGCAAAAUAAACUCUGAGGAGGAUAAAACAAAUGCAUACAUGGUUUCAUUGCUUGUAUUGUAAAAUGAUUAUAAAGUAGUCCUAAUAUUGGAGGAGAGUAUUAGGUUUUUUUCUAUCUUGAAAUGAGGAACUUGCUUUGGUCAAAAGCAGUCUGAUGAGAUUGGCAGAGUAUUUGUCCUACACACAUUUUUAUUUUGUGUAGUGAGAGAUUAAUGAAAGCAGACUGCAAGACUUGAAAGAUAAACAUGUAAAUACAGGAAGUGUAAUAUUUAGGGCUUUUUUGGAGUCUACAUUCCAAUGGUGGCUGUGCUGCUGCCUGUUAUGUAAGACUGGACAAUUUUCUCUUGCAAUACCAAUGGAAAGUCAAUUUCUUCUUCCAACUCUCUAUAUUCUGAUUGAUUCUGAGGAGGAAUUCAGCUCCAGUCAAUUCACUAGCUGUCUAGCAUCACACUCAGGUUGCAAGACCUCGACCAAGGUCCCUCCUUCAGGUAAUGCCCUGAGGCUUGCCUAUCAUCAUGACUGUUUGAAACCUCAGACACAUUCUGAGCAGCACAUGAGCUCCACAGGUGCAUUUUGCUUGGAUGCAUCUCAAAUUGACAUUCUUAAGUCAAAUAUGAUAGUUAAGCUCUGUCAUAGGAGUAAAUUAAGUGGUACAUGGUGAUGUAUCCCAGGACAUAAAGCUCUCCACAAAGACUUAGAUAUCAUGGGAGAAUUCCUUUGAAGAUAAUCUCUCUUUGUGUAAAGGACUGAUAACGAUUUAUAUUUCCACACUAAGAUAUACUUCCCCAUCACUUGAAAGAGUAAUGGUAACUCUUAGUAGCUCUGGCUCCAGAAAUUGUUAUUCCAUGAUCUCUAUAACAGUCCAUGAGAAUUCAAGUUCAUCCUCACCUGACAGUUUAUCUAAAGAUUCAGGCUGACCUUUUCCCUAUCUUGCAUCAUGUGUGCCGAAUGGUUCUCUGAUCUGAAUAACUCAACAUUCUUCUCCAGACCAGGUUAUUCUGAUAACAGACAGGCAUAUGUUAAACUGACAUAUUCUAAAGGCAGUAAGAUCCUUGUUGUUUUAUUCUCCUCCCACAAUUCAAGUCUUACUGUCCUGAGAUUUAUUUUGAAGUGGAGGGAUUGUUUCAGCUUGGUAAGUACUUCUGAAAAACAGAUUUUAGUACAAAAAUUGUUUGACCUUUCUGUUUGGUUGGUUUGUUUUUUGCUCCUAUGAAAUUUGUCUUGCUUAUUAUAUUCAGUUUAGCAGAGACCAUGUGCUCUGAAAGAAAGGAAUCCAAUAUAUCUAAUCCUCUGACAAAGGGAGAGCAGCUGUAUGAAGGUAUCCGUUUUUAGAGCUUAAAAAUAACUUCACUAUUUAAGUAGUGAAA